AUGAGACUCAACAAGUCCUUGGCCAGCCUAGCGGCGCUCCUUGCUCUUGUCAUGGUGUCUUCUGCGCACCCGGUCAUUCCACGCUCUUUCGAGCUAGCCAUGGCAGAAGCGAUGCAUGAAGACGAACUUGCGAACCGCCAUGAAUCGGGCGCAGAAGCGCAUUUAGAUGCAGAGUACGAUCUACACCGUCGAUAUGCUUACGGCGAGGAUGAGCAUCACGCAUCCGAGCGACACCACGACUAUCCAGAGAUUGAGCAUCUCCACGGUCGUCAUGAUUACUACGAGGAUCACUCGGGCGGGCUUCACCGUCGAGAGCACCACGAUGCCGGUCAUCAUACAUUCAUCGCGCGCUCGCAUGAGCGAACGGAGCACGAGCGAUUAGAAGAGGAACGCGCGCAUCACAACGACGACCACGAGUUACACUUACGGGACCUUUUGCCACUGCAUGAGAGGUCUGCAGAAGAGCUAGACAAAGUCGUCCGCAAGCACGUCCCGCAUGAGAAACUCGAACAGCUGGUUGAGCGCUCGACCGAAGAAUCGAAAGGCGCAGGAGGUGGGAGCACAUCGGAAGAAGGUGAUGCCGAAGAUGGGGGUGGGAGGAGGAAAGAGCACGAGCAGCGUCUAGAUGCCGAAGAACACCAUUGGAAGCGAGAGAAAGAGGCAGACGGUCUGGCGUCCCUCGUUCAGGACGACAAGAAAGGUGACGAGCACAAGAGCCACGGUCACAGCUUGACAGGGAAACUGUCGGAGGAAGAUCGCAACCGCAGAGCAGCAGAGCAGCAGCGCCAUAAGCGACACGAGCAUGCAGAAGAGAAUGCAGAGCGUGGUGAAGAGCAUCGCGACGGGCACGUCAAGCGGCACGUUUCCGAGCACGAAGUUCACAAACCUCAUUAUGCUGAGACCCACCAUGUAGCAGAGAGCGAUGGGCGACACGAAGCGGCGCACGAAGAAAUGCAUCGUCACAAAGACCAUUCCAACGCUCAUCACGUUCACCAUGGUGCGCUGGAGGAUCAUGCCAACCGCCUACACGAGCGCUCUCACGGGAACGAUGGAACGGAGCAAGUACACAGCGUCCACAAACGUCACCACGAUGACGCUCACCAGGCAGAAGGGUAUGAUGGUCGACAGGAAGCAGUCCACGAAGAGCUGCAUCGCCGUGGAGACCAUUCCGACGCCCGUGACGAUCAUCAUCAUGAGCUGAGCGAGCAUCUCGACGACCUACACGAACGUUCUCGCGGCGACGGCGAGGACCAUCACGUUCAUCGUCGACACGCCUCUGGCUCCGAUGCGCACCAUCUCGCAGAGCGUGACGAGGAGGAGGAGGAGGAGGAGAAGCAUUGGUAUUUACGCGACUCGUAUCCUCAUCCUCGCGCCGACGAAGAGCAUCACGAACCGCAGCGUCGGCGCAGAAGCUCGAGCAAGCCGAGCGCGGGUACAAGGCGCAAAAGAGGCGCUUACGGCUCCUCGUACGACGUUCCCAUUCCCCUGCGCAAGAGAUCUCGCGCGGCGCAUCUGUCCUUCUUCGAGGUGAGAUACGAGGCGAAGCGGGCGUCCGAGUUUGAUCGCCUCGAGUCGAGCAGAGGCUUGAUCUAACAGCUUUCACUUGAACCCAUCUUUAGCUCAAGCAGCGUCGCGCGCUCUUCUGAAGCGCGCGCAGCUCAAUACCACAGAGCGUGUUCUCUCCGCAUUUGCCGCAGUCGCUCGUCAGGUGGACGAAAGCGACCAAAGCCGGAAGACGAUGGAUGAUCGACGGUACAAACAGCCUUCUACGUGCUCCCACUAGUCUUGCGAUCUUCCUAG
Molecule: messenger RNA, 1800 nt
Organism: Ceraceosorus guamensis
Lineage: Eukaryota; Fungi; Basidiomycota; Exobasidiomycetes; Ceraceosorales; Ceraceosoraceae
Exons: 2
Coding region: 1-1593 (530 amino acids)
Source: RefSeq, a predicted model, not a curated record